Molecule: messenger RNA, 1383 nt
Organism: Oryza brachyantha (malo sina)
Lineage: Eukaryota; Viridiplantae; Streptophyta; Magnoliopsida; Poales; Poaceae
Product: transcription repressor OFP1-like
Exons: 1
Coding region: 54-1169 (371 amino acids)
Biological process (GO): negative regulation of DNA-templated transcription
Source: RefSeq, a predicted model, not a curated record
CUCCACUUCUCCGCUAGCUCCUCGACCCAUCUCCAACCCCAAAGAAUAGAGCGAUGCACACGCCUUUCGUGGACAAGAGCCCGCAGUGCCGCCGCGACGGCGUGGGCGCAGGCGGCUGGCUGAAGCAGAGGCUCGCGCAGAUCCUUGUGCGUUCUUCUUGCACCACCAACACCACCACGACCACGACCACCUCGGCUACGGCCUUCGUCGGCCUCGACAAUACCAAUGGCGCCGACGCCCACCAAGAACCGCCGGCGCCGCCCUCGCCGUACUUCUGCACCCCAUGCACCUACCAGAGGCCCAAGGUUGACGGCACCGCCCGACACAGGCGACACCGCCGCCGCAACGCGUCGUUCGUACACAUCUCCAUUGACUGCACCGGUGGCGCGGGGGCCACCUCUGGCCGCCGCUCCGUCCGCUCCGACGCGCCCCUCCUGCCGUCGUCGGCAAGGUCAUUGCCGACGAAGGAUGGCAGGAGGCAGAGCAGGGCGAGGAGAAACCCGCGCUCGCCGUCGACAUCCAGGCGGCAUUGCCCGUCGUCCUCCUGGGGCCUCGCGCGGCUCCCGAGGGGGGCACCGGGGCAGUACAGCUGCUCGUCGUCCACCGUGACCGACGACGAGCUCGCGCCGUUCAGCACCGACGAGGAGGGCGGCGAGGAGGCCGAGACGAGGACCCUCUUCUCGUCUCUCAGCUUCUCCUCGGACUCCACCUCGGAGUUCUACCACACCAACAGCAGCAGCAGCCUCGCCAGGAAGGGCCACAAGAACGUGCCUCGCCGCCCGCCGCCGCGGCGCGCAUCGACGAGGACCACCAGCGACCCGGCCGACGCCUUCCGGCCGGUGGUAUCCGUGGCGGCGACGAAGCAACACAACGAGUACUUCAACGACAAAAGGAAGGAGGAGAAGACGAUCAAGAAACAGCUAGGGGAGGAGGAGGAGGACGCCGGCGCCGACGUCGGCGCGGGCAUGGCGGUGGUGAAGCGGUCGAGCAACCCGUACGCCGACUUCCGGAGCUCGAUGGUGGAGAUGGUCGUGGAGCGGCGCAUCUGCAGCGUGCCGGAGAUGGAGGAGCUCCUGGGGUCGUACCUCUCGCUGAACUCACCGCAGCACCACCCGGCCAUCCUCGCCGCAUUCGAGGACGUAUGGGAGGCCGUCUUCGGCGAGGAGUGAGUGAGUGAGUGACGGUGCGACCAAAGUCCCUGUUUGAUUAGCCAAUCAAGCUUGUAACCGACCUGUUCUUUGCGACUUGUGAGGCCAGUAGAGCAGAGGUGUACGUAGGUAGGAGAUGCAGCGAGCGAUCGCGCGCGCUCUCCGGCAAUGUGUGUUGUCCUAGCUUGCAGUUCGUCCUCAUUUGUAUUUACAUGAAGAAUCGGCAUCUCGAAAU